GUGCGCAAGCGCUGUAGAGACAGCAGUGAAAUCUCGCGAGGUUUGGAGCUAUAAGCCCGUGCGGCGCGGGGUGGGAAGCCCCUUUCGGCUGCUGGCUGCCCAAGAUGGCGCCCAAGGCGAAGAAGGAGGCCGUGCCGCCCAAGACUGAGGCCAAGGCGAAGGCGCUGAAGGCCAAGAAGGCCGUUCUGAAGGGAGUCCACAGCCACAAGAAGAAGAAGAUCCGCACAUCGCCCACCUUCAGGAGGCCCAAGACUCUGCGACUGCGGAGGCAGCCCAAAUACCCCCGGAAAAGUGCCCCGAGGAGGAACAAGCUUGACCAUUAUGCCAUUAUCAAGUUCCCUUUGACCACAGAAUCGGCAAUGAAGAAGAUAGAGGAUAACAAUACUUUGGUUUUCAUCGUCGAUGUCAAGGCAAACAAGCACCAGAUCAAACAGGCAGUCAAGAAGCUGUAUGAUAUCGAUGUGGCCAAGGUCAAUACCUUGAUAAGGCCUGAUGGGGAGAAGAAGGCUUAUGUCCGACUGGCUCCUGACUACGAUGCGCUGGAUGUAGCCAACAAGAUUGGAAUCAUCUAAUCUGCAUCUACCAAGGACUGUACAGACAGGAUAAUAAACCCUAUAAAACCACU
This is a messenger RNA of Coturnix japonica (Japanese quail), 625 nucleotides long. RefSeq names its product ribosomal protein L23a (gene RPL23A). Gene Ontology annotation, molecular function: rRNA binding; structural constituent of ribosome. NCBI's taxonomy places the organism in Eukaryota, Metazoa, Chordata, Aves, Galliformes, Phasianidae. Gene Ontology annotation, cellular component: ribosome. The record is from RefSeq and is a predicted model, not a curated record. Gene Ontology annotation, biological process: translation.